Molecule: messenger RNA, 3219 nt
Organism: Lemur catta (Ring-tailed lemur)
Lineage: Eukaryota; Metazoa; Chordata; Mammalia; Primates; Lemuridae
Gene: GALNT3
Product: polypeptide N-acetylgalactosaminyltransferase 3
Exons: 11
Coding region: 333-2234 (633 amino acids)
Cellular component (GO): Golgi apparatus
Source: RefSeq, a predicted model, not a curated record
AGAAGCUGCUGAACUCUGCCCGAGGAAACCACACGAGCCAACAGUUGCUGCACUCGUGAAGUGGUCCUCGGGGGCGCUGAGUCUCUCAGUCUCCGGGCAGUGCACCCCUACUUUAUUUUGGCGCACCGAAGAGGAAGCGAAGCGUGUGAAGGGAAUCUAGAUCUUCUGGCUCCCCGGGGACCCAGACUGUGUGUUCUGCAUACAAGGUGACCACCGCCCCCAGGUAUUACCAUUUAAAGAAACCUACUUGCCAGCAAAUCUAUGAUAAAAAAUAUAAGUAACAGAGGAAAUCAUAACUGUUAUUUGUCAAGUGACAAGCUUUUAAUGUCAGAAUGGCUCACCUAAAGCGACUAGUGAAAUUACAUGUUAAAAGACAUUACCAUAAAAAGUUCUGGAAGCUUGGUGCAGUAGUUUUUUUCUUUAUAAUAGUUUUAAUUUUAAUGCAAAGAGAAGUAAGUGUUCAGUAUUCCAAAGAGGAAUCAAGGAUGGAAAGACACAUGAAAAACAAAAACAAGAUGCUUGAUUUAAUGCUGGAAGCUGUAAACAAUAUCAAAGAUGCAAUGCCAAAAAUGCAAAUAGGAGCACCUGUCAGGGAAAACAUUGAUGCUGGUGAGAGACCCUGUUUGCAAGGAUAUUACACAGCAGCAGAACUGAAACCCAUUCUUGACCGGCCACCUCAGGAUUCUAAUGCACCUGGUGCUUCUGGUAAAGCAUUCAAGACAACCAAUUUAAGUAUUGAAGAGCAAAAAGAAAAAGAACGUGGGGAAGCAAAACACUGUUUUAAUGCUUUUGCAAGUGACAGGAUUUCUUUACACCGAGAUCUUGGACCAGACACUCGACCUCCUGAAUGUAUUGAACAAAAAUUUAAGCGCUGCCCUCCCCUGCCUACCACCAGUGUCAUAAUAGUUUUUCAUAAUGAAGCGUGGUCCACGCUGCUUAGAACUGUCCACAGUGUGCUUUAUUCUUCACCUGCAAUACUGCUAAAGGAAAUCAUUUUGGUGGAUGAUGCUAGUGUAGAUGAGUACUUACAUGAUAAACUAGAGGAAUAUAUAAAACAAUUUUCUAUAGUAAAAAUAGUCAGACAAAAGGAAAGAAAAGGUCUGAUCACUGCUCGGUUGCUAGGAGCAACAGUAGCAACAGCUGAAACGCUCACAUUUUUAGAUGCUCACUGUGAGUGUUUCUAUGGUUGGUUAGAACCUUUGUUGGCCAGAAUAGCUGAGAACUACACUGCUGUUGUGAGUCCAGAUAUUGCAUCCAUAGAUAUGAACACGUUUGAAUUCAAUAAACCUUCUCCCUAUGGAUUUAACCAUAAUCGUGGAAAUUUUGACUGGAGUCUCUCAUUCGGCUGGGAAUCACUUCCUGAUCACGAGAAGCGCAGAAGGAAAGAUGAAACCUACCCAAUUAAAACACCCACCUUUGCAGGAGGCCUUUUUUCCAUAUCAAAAAAAUAUUUUGAGUAUAUUGGAAGUUACGAUGAAGAAAUGGAAAUCUGGGGAGGUGAAAAUAUAGAAAUGUCUUUCAGAGUAUGGCAAUGUGGUGGGCAGUUGGAGAUUAUGCCUUGCUCUGUUGUUGGACAUGUUUUUCGCAGCAAAAGCCCUCAUUCCUUUCCAAAAGGCACUCAGGUGAUUGCUCGAAACCAAGUUCGCCUUGCCGAAGUCUGGAUGGAUGAAUAUAAGGAAAUAUUUUACAGGAGAAACACAGACGCAGCAAAAAUUGUUAAACAAAAAUCAUUUGGAGAUCUUUCAAAAAGAUUUGAAAUAAAACAGCGCCUUCAAUGUAAAAAUUUUACAUGGUAUCUGAACAAUAUUUAUCCAGAAGCCUAUGUGCCAGACCUUAAUCCUGUUAUAUCUGGAUAUAUUAAAAGUGUGGGUCAGCCUCUAUGUCUGGAUGUUGGAGAAAAUAAUCAAGGAGACAAACCAUUAAUUUUGUAUACGUGUCAUGGACUUGGGGGAAACCAGUACUUUGAAUACUCUGCUCAUCAUGAAAUUCGGCACAACAUCCAGAAGGAAUUAUGUAUUCAUGCAGCUGAAGGUCCCGUUCAGCUGAAGGCCUGUUCCUACAAAGGUCACAAGACAGUUGUCACUAUAGAACAGAUAUGGGAGAUCCAGAAGGAUCAACUUCUGUAUAAUCCAUUCUUUAAAAUGUGCCUUUCAGCAAAUGGAGAGCAUCCGAACUUAGUGUCAUGCAAUCCAUCAGAUCCACUCCAAAAAUGGAUAUUUAGCCAAAAUGAUUAAGUGUUCCUUAAAAUUAAGGAGUUGAAAAAAGAGAUAUUCUUUCUCAUAAAACUGUGACUAGGCAUACACUGUAGUUUUUGAAAAUUAUGAAAAAGCAGCUAAUUGUAACUUAUUCCAAGUGCAUUUUUCUUAUUUAUAUCUUAAAAUGUCUAUGUAGUACUGCUACAGAAAUCCUGUAAGUUUCUGUUUCAAAGCACAAUAACUAGUAAUACCAAAGACUAUUUUCAAAUGUCCAGAUACAGAAGAAGAGAUGUUUACAGUAUGAUGAAAAUAAUUUUCCAAGUACAGUGAUGUUUGUGUGUUUUGUACACUUAAGGAUUACAUAGCUACAUUCACACUCACAAUUUAAAAUAUUUCCCCUAGUUUUUGGGGGGAAGGAAGAAAGAUUUGAUACCAUAUUUUUUUUAACUACAUAGAAAUGGAUCAAUGAAGGCCAAGUAUUGGCCUUUAUUUACAAACCAAGAAGUUUUUAUAGAUCUAGAAUUUAUUAUUUUAAAAUGCAGAUAAACUUUUUUUUGCCGUUUGUUUACUUGUCUGUCAAAUGUUUCCUUAAACUUGAAAUUGAAUGAGGAGAGGAAUAUUUUUAAUGCUUAAAUUUCUUGGCAAAUUUUAAAAUAUUUUUUAGUCUGAAGCCCACUCCACUUGAAGCACUUAAGUCUUCCUUAAAUGACUUUUUUAAAUUAACUAUACUGUGUUUUCCCAAAGCACUUUAAAAACAAAAAACUUUACAAAUCACUCUCUGUUGAAAAGGCAUCCUUUUCAUUUCUGCUGGUCGUCAUUUUCUUACCAAAUUUCACUAAUCUUGAAUGUUUGUGAUAUUGAAUUUCAAAAACAGAAUACUUAACCCAUUUAAAGCUAAAUUUUGUUACAGAUUCAAUUAUAAUUGUAAUAGAUUUUUGUCUUUGUAAUGGAUUUUUUCAUCAAAAAAGGCCUUAUUUUAAUCUAUGUAGAAAACACAAUAAAAAAAUCCUCAACACUACUGUAA